AUGGCUGGCCUCACUGCGCGGGAGACGGACAAUUCUGUUGGCCGUAAUGAUAUCAUUGCCAUGGUGUACCUCUUCCAGAUCGGAUACUCGUCUACAUGGACGCCCUUAUCGUUCUCUUACUGCGCCGAGAUCCUCAACUUUACCAUCAGGGCCAAGGGCAUGGGUAUCUACAGCGUGUUUACUUCGUCAGCCGGCUUCUUCAACCAAUACGUGAUCCCCAUCGGUUUGAGUGGCAUUGGAUGGAGGUUUUACAUCGUCGGUACUCUCUGGAAUGUCUUUGUCGCCAUCGUCAUCUUCUUCUACAUGGAGACACGUGGUCUCACACUGGAACAGAUCGACCAGCGUUUCAAGGGUGUCCCCCGUGACCAGCUUGUUGAUAUCACCCAGGUCUAUUAUGGAGUGAAGCCUAUUACAGAGGGGGAGUUGGGGAGCAAUGCAAAGCUGGAAACCAAUGCAAAGAAGGAUGUGAAGAACUCUGUCGAGCCCUCGCAGGCUUGA
This is a messenger RNA of Fusarium falciforme, 498 nucleotides long. RefSeq names its product MFS domain-containing protein. Gene Ontology annotation, biological process: carbohydrate transport; transmembrane transport. The record is from RefSeq and is a predicted model, not a curated record. Gene Ontology annotation, molecular function: carbohydrate:proton symporter activity. NCBI's taxonomy places the organism in Eukaryota, Fungi, Ascomycota, Sordariomycetes, Hypocreales, Nectriaceae. The transcript is spliced from 3 exons. The coding region runs from base 1 to 498 and encodes 165 amino acids. Gene Ontology annotation, cellular component: membrane.